AUGGGACAUUCAGAGCCAAGUGCCGAGGAGUUGGUGGUGGAGCCUUAUGGAUCAAUUAGAGCUAAAACUGUGGAUCCCGAUCUUAAUGUUUUGGUCAUUGAGAAAGGAAAGCUUUUAUCACAGGUUAAAAUUUCUGGGGGUGGAAGGUGUAAUGUUACCAAUGGCCAUUGUCCUGACAAUGUAUUUUUGGCAGAUCAUUAUCCUAGAGGUAACAAAGAAUUGCUAGGUUCUUUUUUCAACAUGCAUGGCCCUAUGGAUACCAUGUCCUGGUUUGUUGAUAGGGGUGGAUUUGAAGGUUAUUUUCUGCAAACUACUCGUGUAUGAUAUCG
Hibiscus syriacus is the source of this 329-nucleotide messenger RNA. RefSeq lists its product as uncharacterized. The record is from RefSeq and is a predicted model, not a curated record. NCBI's taxonomy places the organism in Eukaryota, Viridiplantae, Streptophyta, Magnoliopsida, Malvales, Malvaceae. The coding region runs from base 1 to 324 and encodes 107 amino acids. The transcript has 3 exons.